AUGUCUUGUUUGUGGACAACCGCUGUCGGAGGCCGAUGGCAAGCACUGUUUGUCACUCUUUGUCUUUUCAAGCUGAGCUCAGUGUCUGGACAGGCUCGGUAUUCCGUACCGGAGGAGCAGGCAGAAGGGUCUUUUGUUGGAAACAUCGCUAGAGAUUUAGGUUUGGAUGUGGCGAGGCUCAUAUCAGGUAAAGCUCGUAUCAUUACAAAAGGAAGCCGACAGUACGUUGAUUUAAACCGAGACAAAGGCACCCUUGUUAUUAAAGAGCGAAUCGACCGAGAAGAGCUGUGUGGAAAGACGACGCCCUGUAGCUUCAGUUUUGAGGUAAUUUUAGAAAAUCCAAUCCAGCUUUAUCCAGUUAAAAUAAUGAUCCAGGACCAGAACGACAACCCUCCUCAGGUUCUCUACCCAGUCCAGACUGGUGGCUCUCUGGUGGCUGAAAUGGUGCCUCGUUCAGUAGAUGUGGGCUAUCUGGUCACUAAAGUGGUGGCUGUUGAUGUGGACUCUGGACAGAAUGCCUGGCUCUCCUACAAACUGCAGAAAGCCACAGACAGGGCGCUGUUUGAAGUGGGCUUACAAAAUGGAGAAAUAAGAACUAUCCGCCAAGUGACUGAUAAAGAUGCUGUGAAACAAAGACUGACUGUUAUAGUGGAGGACAACGGGCAGCCCUCUCGUUCAGCUACAGUCAUUGUUAACGUGGCGGUGGCGGACAGCUUCCCUGAAGUGCUGUCUGAGUUCACUGACUUUACACACGACAAGGAGUACAAUGAUAACCUGACCUUUUACUUAGUGCUGGCUCUGGCUGUAGUCUCCUUCCUCUUCAUCACGUGUUUGGUGGUUAUUAUAUCAGUGAAAAUCUACAGGUGGAGACAGUCUCGCAUCAUGUUUCACUCCAACCUCCCUGUGAUUCCAUAUUAUCCACCACGUUACUCAGACACUUUGGGGACAGGGACUCUCCAACACGUGUACAAUUACGAGGUGUGCAGGACGACUGACUCCAGAAAGAGUGACUGUAAGUUCGGCACAGCCGGUAGUCAGAACGUGCUGAUAAUGGACCCCAGUGCUACAGGGACGAUGCAGCGGAUACACAGUGAAAAGAGCAUCCUGGAUGAACCAGACUCUCCUCUGGAGGUUAGUUAA
Messenger RNA from Cottoperca gobio, 1140 nucleotides. Its product is annotated as protocadherin beta-16-like. The coding region runs from base 1 to 1140 and encodes 379 amino acids. Gene Ontology annotation, molecular function: calcium ion binding. NCBI's taxonomy places the organism in Eukaryota, Metazoa, Chordata, Actinopteri, Perciformes, Bovichtidae. Gene Ontology annotation, biological process: homophilic cell-cell adhesion. Gene Ontology annotation, cellular component: plasma membrane. The record is from RefSeq and is a predicted model, not a curated record. The transcript is spliced from 3 exons.